Molecule: messenger RNA, 1681 nt
Organism: Metopolophium dirhodum (rose-grain aphid)
Lineage: Eukaryota; Metazoa; Arthropoda; Insecta; Hemiptera; Aphididae
Exons: 3
Coding region: 324-1307 (327 amino acids)
Biological process (GO): protein sumoylation
Molecular function (GO): SUMO ligase activity; zinc ion binding
Source: RefSeq, a predicted model, not a curated record
CUCUGCUCUGUAGUUAGUUUGCCUCUCUGCUGGUCCAGCGUCAGGACAUCCAGUUUCAACCAACUACCUGUUCAAGACAACGCGCCGUGGACAUCUUUCCAGACAUAUCAAAAUCAAUAUUUUUGUUACACCUUUGCCAGUGCAUCGUCGCCGUUUCACUGGUGACCACCCGUUCAGAAUAACCGCACUGGGACUUGUAUCCCCGCACUCGAUUGCUGCUCCGUCUGUCAAGCGUACGCCGUAUCUGCAGGGCCCAGCCGCAAACAUCUCUGCUGUAGCCAUUUUCCACUUUUUUCAAAGAUUAGAAGUCACAACAUUCCAAAAUGGCUGAAGAAGAACCCCGUAAAAAAGUUAAUACUUAUAUUAUCAACACAAUACCCAAACCAAAAUACAAUGUACAAUUCAAACUUCUACCAUUUUACAAAUAUGUAUAUAAAUUUAUGGCUCAACCGGAGGCUAUUUAUUGUAUUCCUAUAUAUAAGCCUGGUUUGAAACAACCACAAGAACACACUAUAAUUGAGUAUGAGUUUGAGUUGCCAAAAUUAAUUGAAAAAAUAAUAAGCGAAAAAAAAAAUAAUGUCCAAUUGCAGAUCCGAUUUGGAAAAGAGCUGCUAGGGAUGAGUGAGCUGUCGGAAGAAUUACCAGAACCAAUAACGUUUUAUAUCAAUUCGCACAAAGGCACUGCCAAGAAUAGUCCUAUUGAUUAUUAUUGCAGUGUUUUUAAAUUAUUGAGUGAUACUAAGAAUAAAAUCACAAUAUUAUGGCCUCAUUGCAAAACACCAUAUUAUAUAGUGAUAAAUAUUGUAGAGUCAAUAACAAUUGAAGAUUUGGUGAAACAAGUACAAUUUAACAAUAAAAUACGUUCUAUUACACUAAACACAAAAGCUAAGAUCACGGAAUUUUUGAAAAAUACCAUAGAAAAAUCUGGUGCAGAUGGUUGUGAUAUGGCGACUCUUGAUUUAUCUUUGCUGUGUCCAAUAACUAAAUUAAAAAUGAAAUUACCGGCAAGAUCUAUGAAAUGUAAUCAUUUACAAAGUUUUGAUUUGCGUGGAUUAUUUGCAUUGAAUAAAAUAAAACCAACAUGGAAAUGCCCUGUUUGUAAUAUACCCAUACUGGUUGAUGAAUUGGUUUUAGAUUCGUUCCUUUUGGAUGUUAUCAAUACUCCAUCCGUUCCAGGAAAUGACUUUCAAAUAAUCAUACAUGAAAAUGGCAGCUGGGAAUCAUAUAAAAAACCAAAGGAAGAAACAAAAACACCAAAAACAAAUGAUUGUAAUGGCGAUGAUUCAGAACCAAUAAUGAUCAAUUAGACAAUACAAAUGUUGUAUGCUAAUGAAUAAAAUAAAUAAUAAUACGUUAUUUAAAAUUUAGUACAAAUAAUAAUUCAAGUUUUUAAUAUUAUUCUAGAUAUAAUAAUAUAUUUAAGUUAGACGUUUAAUGUAUCAACAACGGUAUUUUAUGGAUCAUUUUACAUGUCAAUUGAAAUAAUAACAGUAAAUCUAUUGUUAUAAAAUUAAAAAAGAACUUAAUUCUAAAAACUUUCUUUAAAAAAAUCCAUACUCGCAUAGUCGCAUGUAUUUAAUUGUUUUUAUUAUUUGAUAUAAUUAUUAUUACCUACUAUUACUAUUAUUAUUAUUAUUAUAAUUAUUAUUAUUAUUGUGUAGUGUGAACCUAAACUGUUUAA